This is a messenger RNA of Neurospora tetraspora, 2502 nucleotides long. RefSeq lists its product as uncharacterized. NCBI's taxonomy places the organism in Eukaryota, Fungi, Ascomycota, Sordariomycetes, Sordariales, Sordariaceae. The record is from RefSeq and is a predicted model, not a curated record. The transcript is spliced from 4 exons. The coding region runs from base 1 to 2502 and encodes 833 amino acids.
AUGUCGCUACCUAUGGCUAGACUCGCUUCGAGUCCGGCCUCGCCCAACAAUUCUUCUCUGCGCACUCCUAUGAUACAGAGUGGCGUUGAGAACAAUGUCGUCAUUUCUACUCCGAGCCAGGCCACUGGUCAAAGUCAGGACACGUCGACUUCCAGCCAUCUUCAGGACACUCCCGUGAUUAAGAGGGAGGUUGAGAACAAUGUAGCAGUUUCUACUUCGAAUCCGGCCGCUGAUCAGAAUCAGCAAACUUCGACUUCUAGUCAACUUCAGGCAAGCCUCCAACCAAGCAACUCUGUGGCCAGCCCUCAUCCUGCUUCAGCGUCUUUGGAUGUUCAAGGCCAUGUGGCUAUCCAGGUCGAGCAGGACAUACCGGCCCCUGCCUCUGCGGCUCUUCAGCAAGACAAUGUAUUGUCUGGUAUGGAUCAGCCAAUGGUUGAUCAGCCACUGCUGGCCAUCCCCAAUGCCAUUGGCCACAUUGUAUUUCAGCCACUGCCUGUCAUCCCCAUUGACAUGGGCCCGAUGGUAUUUGAAGCAGGCUGUCCGUGCCUUGAUUGCCAGCAGUGGAUCGCGCAACAGAGGCAGGGAAUCAAUGACCUGACCCGUCACAUCGAAGGCCUCGAAGCCUUGAUAAGACCCGCUGAUCCCCCGGCGAUUCAGCCGACUCCGAAGGCCUUGAUCACCAAGCUUCCUACCGAAAUCCUCAACAUGAUUGUGUCAUAUGUCAUGGGCGAUAUUCACGACUGGCAUUAUUCUCCGCCAAAGGCCCCCCUUUACACCCAGGUGGAAGACCAGCAGCAGGGCCAGUCACACGGUCAUGCAUACGCUCAUGCACAACCCGAGGGAAAGCGUGGUGCCGGCUUUUUGACCGAUGAGAAGCUUCAGGGUCUUUCACAGACGUGCAAGCGUUUUCGGGAUAUUUGCAAUGACUUUGGUGCGCACGAUUACCUGCUAAUUUGGACGGAGUUUGACGAAUUCUUGAGGGAUGAUUUCACGCGGCUCUCCGAGGCCAAUCGUGGUUCUGGGGUCAUUUCACGAGUGAAACAUUUGGUUAUCAGGCCCCCUCCUAAUGGUCGUGCUUAUGUGAGCCGCCCAAACAAGUGGAAGUAUUGGGGAGAAGCUCGCCGCCUCGAUUGUGUUCGUACAGUCAUGGAAGGCAUGAACAAUCUUGUCUCACUUGAGAUUUAUUCCUCGAAGAAAUACGACACGUUGAGAAAUGCCCUCAAGAACCGCACCAUUCCUACCGUUAGGAGCCUCACGCUGGACUCUCUUGCUCCCCUCAUGGGAACCCUGAUUCGCUCCUUCCCCAAUCUGCGUGUCUUGAGGAGCCGUUCCACAGGCGUAUGGGACCGUCCGGACAAUGAAGUUUUCAAAUCGCUUCAGAGCGCGGAGCUUAUCGAGACAGCUUGUUUCCUCGGGACCAGAGACAACAGAAUAUAUCGUCAACAUCGAACUCCUCGGUACGCCGUAGAACGUCUCCCUCAACUCAAUCAUCUGUUUUGGGAGUUCAACGAGCCCCAUACCAGGGCCGAAGAUGCCAACAUGAUCGAAGCCCUCAGGGCUCACAACAAGAUCAGGAAGUUCACCAUGCUCAGACACGCCGCUAGACCUCCUCCUGACUAUUCGCUGGUCUAUGACGAUGAUACGACCGUCGCAAACCUCUACUUCAAUGGCAUCCCUCACCUUGAGGAGAUUGGCAUCUGCAGAGCCAAGGACAUAUACGGCUAUGGCCAUGCGGACAGCGGCAAAGUCUUCGUCAGGAUCAAGAGACAGGUCAAAGCAGUCAAACCAGUCGCCAACGAGGACGGCAACGGAUCGAACAAAGAGGAGGGAGAGAAGAAGACCAAGACCGACAAGACCGACAAGACAGCGGUGAACCCGGCCCCGGAAACCAUCACCCUCGAAAGAAAGAAGGUGUUGCGAAUCUACGACUACACCCAAAGCGACGAGUAUCGCAUCAAGCAGCUCGAGCUGGGUCACAUUCCGCGCACGCCCGACCGCAACCCCAACCCGGGAGUCGCCUGCGAUCCGGAGUACUCGAUGUUUGAGCUCGAGUGGAAGUGGGCGAGAUACCAGACCCUGAAGGAGAUGUACGAGCGCGAGGCGUCGGAGGCUGCCGCGAAAGCUGCGUCUCAGGCUGAGGCUGUUUCUGCUGCGGUUGCGGAAGCUAAGGCUGCGGCUGGCAUUCCCCAGGUACCUGUGGUCGAGGAUGCUCCUGCUGCUACUGCUGGCAUCCCUGCUGUUGCCACUGCUGCUGCUGGCUCAUCUUCAUCGUCUUCGGUGUCCGGAGGUAUUCCGGCCGCCGCUGCUCCUCGUUCCGCUGCUGCUCGUCCUCUUGGCCCUCCUCCCCGUGGCUUUGCUGCUGCCGCUGCCCGUCAUGGCGUAAUCGUACCUGCUUCCGUCUUCGGGGGUGGUGCUGCUGCUGCUGCCAACGUUCUUCCCGACGAGGACACCUCUCAGAGCAUUGACGAUGCCAGCAGCUCGAACUCCUCCACUUCCACUUGA